Molecule: messenger RNA, 2279 nt
Organism: Choloepus didactylus (southern two-toed sloth)
Lineage: Eukaryota; Metazoa; Chordata; Mammalia; Pilosa; Megalonychidae
Product: anthrax toxin receptor-like
Exons: 18
Coding region: 1-1857 (618 amino acids)
Cellular component (GO): membrane
Molecular function (GO): signaling receptor activity
Source: RefSeq, a predicted model, not a curated record
AUGAGCCCAGCCCCGGGCUCCAAUUGCGCGGUUGCCAGGGAGGAAAGCGAGAUGAGGAGCCGCGCCCCCUGGGCGCCCUUCUGGGUGCUGCUGCUGCUUCUCCUGCAGCCGCAAAUACCUGGCGCGGGGGGCGGGGGCAGAUCCCUCCAUGUUCGGGGCGGGAGGAGCAUCUGGGGCCAGAACGCAGGGAAUUCGCAGCAGUGCAAGCCGUCCUACCACCUCUACUUCGUCCUGGGAAACACCCACCAAGAGCCACCUCUCCCCAUCUGCCUGGGACUGUCUCGGUUUCAGCACUGGAAGUUCCAGGUCCAGGAAGCUCCUAGAACCUGGGUAAAUGGGUCCAGCCAGAUGCGAUACAAUUGGCGGGACAGUGUUCAUUUUGUCAAAAACCUGAUUGAGAAAGUGAAGAACCCGGAUCUCAUGAUGUCCAUCAUAACUGUCUCCAAAAGGGUCAACGUCCUCAUGCUGCCCACAGCAGAUGAACAAACUAUUAAUUCAGCUACUAAAAAGCUUCGAUAUGAAGUUGCUGAUGGGCAGCUAAACAUGGAUGAAGGAAUUAAAAAGGCAAAUGAGAUGAUCAUGAGAAGCAACUCUGGAGCCAAGAAGGUUUUCAGCGUAAUGAUCGUUUUGAUCGGGUCACCUAUCCCUGAGUCGAAAUAUCAGCUGGCUCUGGAGGAAGCUGAGAAUGCUCGGAAGAUGGGGACAGUUAUGUUUGGUGUGGGUAUUAAUCAGUAUCUGAAAUUUCAGCUUGACAAAAUCGUUGACAGCAGUGAGCACAUUUUGGGGCAGCAAGGGACUGCGAGAAAUCUGCCAAGCUACAUUCCCAAGCUCCUGGAGAAGCUGUGCAUUAGGCUGGACUCUCUGGAGCCUUCCAGUAUAUGUAUGGGAGAAAGUCCUGAUGUGAGAGUUCACGGAAAUGGCUUUUUGACUGCAGUAACAAAGGAGAGUGUUAUCUGCAAAUUCAAGUUCAGCAGAACCAACAUCGAUGAGAAGAAAGCACUCUCUGUUGAAAAUAACGUUAUAACUUGCCCUGGAGUACAACCACAGGUAGUCGGAAAGCCCAUCUCUGUUGAAAUCAGCCUGAACAACGGCAUGUACUUCUUUAGCGGCAAGCUCAAAAUCACCGGGAAGCAGUGUGGAGAGAGUCCUGCUAGCCAGCCCAGCGGGGGUGACGGCUCGAGCCCAGGCCGUCCGAACAAUCCAAGCCUCCAUGCUAAUACCGCAGAGGAGCCCCCCAACCAGCCCCCUGAGAAUCCCCCCGAAGACCUCCCCGCAAGUCCUCCCGUGAAACAUGGUGAGGUUGCUGAGGAGAGCGCCGAUGAGGAGAGCUCAGAGGGUGGCCAGGAGGAGGAGGUGGUCUAUGAAGAACAUGUAAUACCCAGCAGCGAGCACAGCGGCAGCGUCUCGGAGGAGUUUCCUUUGAUCCCGGUUGUCGCUGGCUCGGCCGCGCUGCUGGUCCUGCUGCUGCUGCUGUUCUGCCUUUGUUACCUGUGCAGGCAGCCUGAAAAGGAACCCCGGCCACCUCCACCAUCACCACCGCCACCCAGUAAGGAGAAAGUGUGUGGGCCGCAGUGUCCCAUCAUGAUUUUCCCUUGCUGUGGAUUAUCCAGAAGUAGCCACCCAAGGCACACGGAGGGGAGGUGCCUCUCCUUCACCCCAGUGAGGAAACCAUACAUGCGGAUGGUCUGCGCCCCAAGACUGCAUCUUCCACCCUGCCGCGAGCAAGUGCCCUUCCCCACCUGCCCACCGUGCUGCCACUCUCCACGCUCCUGCCCCCAGUCCUCCAGGACACUGCCACUCAUCCCUCCCAGCUCCCCACAUUUUGACAUCUGGAAAAAUCGAGGCCCAGUGUGCUGAAAUGACCGGCCCAAGGUCACCCGGUCAGGCCUGUGGGCGGAAGAGCCAGGCUGAAGCACUCCACAGGACUCCACUCUCUUAACCAGCAAAGAAGCAGUUUAACCUUAAGUCCAGCGCUUCCCAAACUCACUUGACUCAGGACCUCGUUAUCUUUCAAUAGUUAAAUAGAGAUUAGGUUUCCAUGGAAGGGACCCUGGGGAAUGCUGCUGUAUUUUAAAUGCCUUCAUUUUAGAAUAGACUUAGUUUUUGUUUGUUUUUUUUUAAACUUGGUUCUCUGUUGAUAAUAUGAAAUGUUAGAUUUAUUUCUUAUUUUUUCUACUUGGAAGCCUAGUAUUUUUUUUUAAAUCAUAUUUUUUUAUUGUAGAAUGUAACAUAUAUCCAUAGAAGUAAUAACUUUCCAAGUGCAAUUUAACAAGUAGUUA